UAAUUCAAGCGAACAAUGGUCAAAUAUAUGUGCAGAGUGUGCGGCGCAUAUGCAGCCCAAGAGGAUUCUUUGAAAAUAUUUGAAAAUCCAGAUAUACUCUUUAGCAUCAAAGCUCUUACGGCCUUAGUUUUGGAAAAUGCAGAAUGUCUGCCAAAGCUUAUAUGUAAUUCCUGCCAAAAAGAAUUGCAAGAUGCAAUCAAAUUUAGCGAAAGACUCAUUGCAGUCCAGAAGCGGCUUCUGUCAGCCUUAUCUGAGAAGGAACUUCAGCAAGUAUCCGAGGAUUAUAGGGAAGCCGUAAAGGACUCUUCAGGCAAGAGAAACCACAAUGCAACUAAUAUAAAUCAACCGACGGCAGUUGAAGAGCUAAUCAUUAAACAAGAAGAACACGAAAUAUUUGUGGACGAAGAGGUUGAACUCCAAGGAUCCGAGUCCUCUGAGACAAUAGAGAAUACAUUUGAUGAAUACCAAUUUGCGAUUGACAACCAUGAUUAUGAAAAAUCGGUUGGGUAUAUACUUCCUGAUAAGGGAUCAGAUGAAGUGUUGGAGGUGUUGGACAGAGUAUUAAAAGUCGAUCCUGAUGAUAAACAGUUUGUUUGCAAUCGCUCUGAGCUGAAGCAUCACAUGUCAACACAUCCUGAUAAAUGUCGCUAUCCCUGCCAGUACUGUAAACGCUCUUUCAAGGACUGCGAUUCGCGGAUCAACCACGAACGCACCCACACCCAUGAGCGCCCCUAUCCAUGCGAAAUCUGCAGCAAGAAUUUCACCACAAAAUACGUACUUCAAAACCAUAUGGUAACACAUUCCGGCCUACGCUCUUACAGGUAA
Molecule: messenger RNA, 825 nt
Organism: Drosophila grimshawi
Lineage: Eukaryota; Metazoa; Arthropoda; Insecta; Diptera; Drosophilidae
Product: transcription factor Ouib
Exons: 3
Coding region: 16-825 (269 amino acids)
Biological process (GO): regulation of transcription by RNA polymerase II
Cellular component (GO): nucleus
Molecular function (GO): DNA-binding transcription factor activity; zinc ion binding; RNA polymerase II cis-regulatory region sequence-specific DNA binding
Source: RefSeq, a predicted model, not a curated record